This is a messenger RNA of Fusarium coffeatum, 1149 nucleotides long. RefSeq lists its product as uncharacterized. Lineage: Eukaryota; Fungi; Ascomycota; Sordariomycetes; Hypocreales; Nectriaceae. The coding region runs from base 1 to 1149 and encodes 382 amino acids. The record is from RefSeq and is a predicted model, not a curated record. The transcript has a single exon.
AUGGCUCCCGCAUUGCGCAGUGUGCCUACGCUCACACAGCACGCCCCUCGUGCCGCUGAGGCUUUCUCAACGCUCUCUACUCGUUUCAUCGAGUCUUCUAAAGUACUCGUUGCUCGAGAUGACGACAAAAACGACCGACACCGACCAUCAGUCGAGCCUGGGUCGGGAGCUUUCGACCCUCACGAUAUCAGCAAUGCCGGUUUCUUCUUCCUCUUCGCCUUGAUCGGUGUGGCAUUUGUCUGCACCGGUAUUUGGUUCUUCUUCUGGGCCAAGAACGGUGGUUUCCAAUUCAAAGAGAACGAUUGGGACGACUACAAAUCUACCGUACUUCGACGCACUGGACCUAACGGCACUAUUCUUUCCAACGCAACCCGACCAACAAACCUCGGUGGUGGCAGUGUAUACAAGGAUGUUGAUGACGAUAACACGACCGUUGUCACUGAGAGCACAACACUUACUGGUAUCACCGCCGGAGCUAGCGACAUCUAUGCCCGUGAGAAGCGCCGCAAGAAGCAGGAAAAGCGAGACCGUGACCGUGCGAAAAAGGGCAAGAAGACCAGCCGACAUGUCGGUGAGGAGGGUGUCGAGGAUGAAGAUGCCGAACGUGCUGCCAAGAAGGAACUCCGCAACUACCGUCAUGAAAGAGCUGCUCGCGUUGGCGGUCUGAACAAGGAAAGUGAAGGCUCCGAAUGGGACGGCUCUACCAACAAUGGCACCGAAUCCAACGUUUCCACAAACCUCCUCUCCGAGCACCAGUCCACCCCACCUCAAAAGUCCAAGGGCGGUAUCCGCAAGGUUUACUCCACUGCUGAUCGUCGCGAGAACCGUGAGGCUGAACGCAUGCGUGCUGAAGCCCGUCGUCUACGUGAAGCUGGCCGCAACGCCCGCCGCGACUUUAGCUACCAGCGUGCCGAAAGCUACUCCCGUGCUGACAGUCAGGUUGACUCGCAGGCAAGCGAGAGUCUUGUCAGCUCCGCGUUGACUCGUACCACGGACGAUAGCGGCGACAUCGGAACCAAGAGCUAUCACCACCCGAUGCCUGAGCUGAGGGAGUUGGAGAGGGAGCGUGCUAGGGAGGAGAGAAGGGCGCGCAGAGCGGCACGAGAGGGCCGAAGGGGACGAACUGGAACUGUGCCAGAAGAGGAGUAG